Filobasidium floriforme is the source of this 1367-nucleotide messenger RNA. RefSeq lists its product as uncharacterized. NCBI's taxonomy places the organism in Eukaryota, Fungi, Basidiomycota, Tremellomycetes, Filobasidiales, Filobasidiaceae. The record is from RefSeq and is a predicted model, not a curated record. Bases 1 to 1344 code for a protein of 447 amino acids. The transcript is spliced from 3 exons.
AUGAACCCACCUCGUCCUCGUCCGCUCAGAAGUCAAACGUCGAACCAGACCCAGGGUUCCAGAGGAGCGGGAGCGGGAGGUACGGGAACGACGAGGUCCGUAGACGCUCGGAGGCCGGAUCCUUCGACCGUUCCUCAACCUCAACCCGAACCUCAAGCUCGCACCCGACCUCAACCUCGAACUCGACCUCAACCCCAACACCAAAAUCACCAUCACCAUCACCAUCGCUCUCAAUCUCAAUCCCAACCUCUUCAAAGAUCUCUUCAAUCCCAACCUCCCCAAAUCGAACCCUCCCCAUCCCCAUCCCCAUCCCCAUCCCCCGGCCCAAACGCAGACUUCGAAGCGGACUUCGAAGCGGACCCAGACGCCGAUCCGGGUCAAUCCACCCAACUAUACAUCCAACAAGUAGCUCGACGGUUCGCUUUCGCACCCCAAUCUCAGCCUUACCACUCGGUCGGAUCAGGAUCGGUUGGGUUGGGAUCAGGAUCGGCUGGGUUGGGAUCGGCUGGGUUGGGAUCGGCUGGGUUGGGAUCGGCUGGGUUGGGAUCGGCUGGGUUGGGACCGCGUAGGGGUGUUGGUGGGGGUACUGGUGCUGGGGUUUCCGCUGCAGGUGCGAGUGCUGGUAUGGGUGCGGCUGCGAUAGGGCAAGCUCGCCCAAGGCCAGAGUUGGGGCCAGUGCCAGGGUCGAGGUUGGGGUUGAGGACGGGUUCUCGUUCGGAUUCAAGGGCAGGAUCGGAUUCGGGUGCAGGGUCGGGGCUGAGAACUACUAGUAGUAGAGCCGACUCGGGAGAUGGAGAGCGAGAGAGAAACAUGAACACGAACACAGGUCGGGGGCAAACAGCCAGGAUCACCAGAUCUGGUACACUCGCUAGCGGAGCUACCAACAGGUCUGCCGGGAGAGCCGCUUACAAUCCCGGCGAGAACUCGAUGGAGCAAGACCAGACCAUCUCGGACACGACCUUGACCCCGCGGGCAAUCACAAUCCCGCCUACCUCGUCCUCAUCUACAUCCACCUCCAUUCCCGCCUCGUCAAACGAAGUCGCCGAGCUCACCCGUCUCGUCCACCAUCUCCUCGGCCGGAUCUCAGGCGAUGGAAUUCUUAUCGACGCUCUCGGCCAGGAACUCGUCGCCCAACGCGCUUUGAUCCAAGAGUUGAACCUUCGAUGGGGACGGUCCGAUGGGGCUUACCGGGAGGCUAUGGAAAUGUUGCACAGGAGGGCGGGUGAGAGUUCGAGGCAGCUCGCUGCGCAUCAUCAGUUUUUGGAGGAUAUGCUCGUCUGGAGGGACAAGAUGGAUCCCGAGUUUGAGGAUGAUGAGCAGAUCGAGGCGUCGCGCUUGGGUUGAGAAAAGGUGGUUGUGAAAACGGC